Oncorhynchus mykiss (rainbow trout) is the source of this 4252-nucleotide messenger RNA. RefSeq names its product WD repeat and FYVE domain containing 1 (gene wdfy1). NCBI's taxonomy places the organism in Eukaryota, Metazoa, Chordata, Actinopteri, Salmoniformes, Salmonidae. Gene Ontology annotation, biological process: positive regulation of toll-like receptor 4 signaling pathway; positive regulation of toll-like receptor 3 signaling pathway. The record is from RefSeq and is a predicted model, not a curated record. Gene Ontology annotation, molecular function: metal ion binding; protein binding. Gene Ontology annotation, cellular component: early endosome.
AUUACGUUAAUCCUACUCAUCCUUUUAGCUGUCAGCUGAUUGUCGAGUUGGAAGAAAAAGAAAACAUAGCCAUGGCGGCAGAGAUUCAUUCGAGGCCUCAAAGCUCAAGACCAGUUCUUCUAAAUAAGAUCGAAGGACAUUCUGACGCGGUCAAUGCUGCAGUUUUGAUACCGAAAGAGGACGGCGUGAUCACAGUUAGCGAGGACAGAACUAUCCGGGUAUGGCUGAAGAGAGACAGUGGACAGUACUGGCCCAGCAUCUACCACACGGUCUCCUCGCCGUGCUCCUGUAUGUCGUACCACCACGAUAGCAGGCGCAUCUUCAUAGGGCAGGACAACGGGGCCAUUGUGGAAUUCCUUCUGUCUGAAGAUUUCAACAAGAUGAACCACGUGAAGACGUAUCCUGCCCAUCAGAACCGUGUGUCAGACAUGGUGUUUUCUCUGGAGAGCGAGUGGGUGGUGAGCACCGGACACGACAAGAGUGUGAGCUGGAUGUGCACCCAGAGCGGCAGUAUGCUGGGGCGCCACUACUUCGACUCCUGGGCCUCCUGUCUACAGUAUGACAAUGACACCCAGCAUGUCUUUAUAGGGGACCACUCAGGACAGAUCACCCUGCUGAAACUGGAGAGACAGACCUACUCCACUGUGACCACACUGAAGGGCCACGAAGGUAGUAUUGGAGCUCUGUGGUGGGAUCCUGUUCAGAGGCUUUUGUUCUCAGGAGCGUCGGACCACAGUGUCAUCAUGUGGGACAUCGGGGGCCGCAAGGGACGAACACUACUGCUCCAGGGCCACCAUGAACGAGUGCAGGCGGUGCGCUACCUGCAGCUGACCAGACAGCUGGUGUCCUGUUCUGCAGAUGGAGGUGUCACAGUGUGGAACAUGGACACUCCCAGAGAAGAGGCUCCUCAGUGGUUGGACAGUGACUCGUGUCAGAAGUGUGAGCAGCCUUUCUUCUGGAAUGUCAAACAGAUGUGGGACUCAAAGACGAUUGGUCUUCGGCAGCACCACUGCAGAAAGUGUGGCAAGGCGGUGUGUGGGAAGUGUAGUUCCAAGCGCACUACAUACCCUGUGAUGGGCUUUGAGUUCCAGGUGCGCGUGUGUGACACCUGCUACGACACCGUCAAGGACGAGGAUCGCACUGCGUUAGCAACGUUCCAUGAGGGGAAGCACAACAUAGCCUUUAUGGACAUGGACCCUUCCAGAGGCCUGAUGGUGACCUGUGGCAGCGACCGUGUCAUCAAGAUAUGGGACAUGACGCAAGUGGUUGGCUGUAGCAUAGCAACAGGCUUUUCCCCACGUUGAUUAACCCCUGCCCCCGAUCGGCCCCCAAACUCUGUCCUCUGCACUACUGACAGGUGUCUCUGUCCUUGGGACCUCUGUUGCAAUGACAACUCCUCUGUCUCAUCCUUCUGGCUCCUCUUCUCUGUCUGGCUGUUUCUGUUCUCUCACGUCCCACUGAACAUUUGGUUGAAGAUACGUGUGUGCUGUGUAAAUGGGUGGGUACUGGUGUUGGUAACCCUUCGCUUGAUUUGGUGUCAGUUUUGUACGACAGAAGUCUCAAAUGUGUCUCAGGUCUAACUUCCAGUGUGUACCCAUUCAGUGGAGCUCCAAGCUGUGUGUGUGUGUGUGUGUGUGUGUGUGCACGCGUGGAAGGAGCAGUGUUGGUGUUUUGUGUUGACGUAUGUUAGACUUCUGUCAGGUUUCUUUGACAAAGUGGGUCACAUUCCUCUUGCACUGUAACAUUGGACUGCUAACACCAUCAUCCACAAUGCCCUGCCCAACAGACACACAGGGCUCUCCUAUUGGCUGGUGACUUCAACUUUCUACAUUUGAAAUAUUGCAAAUACUAACCAUUACGACACUGCUUUUAUAUAUGCAUAGUGUGUACAGUAUGAGAUGCAGUGUACUUACCUCUGUAUAUCCCUCAAUGAUCAUGAGGUCAGUUUCUCUCUUUCUCGCUAGUCCUUCUCUCUCCCCCUCUCUUGUUCUCUCUUCACUAGUUGGCCUUAAACUCACUUGUUUGUCUCGGAGGAGGAGAUGGAAGAGUCAUUAGCCGGCAUGGCUGUACGUGCCCGAUUGACGCUCGAGCCGUCGGCAUGACAACCCUUGCCGAGCCGUAGGCACAGCUGUUCUCCCCCAGACAUUGUCCAACUUCACCUCAGACACACCUAAAACAUAUUUUGUCAAUUUUCUGUAGAGAUAUCACUUCUAGUCCUGAUAACCAAGACCCCAUACUCUAUUGCCUUUGCGAUAAGUUAAGAUGAAUUUGUGUAUAAUGAAAAACGGUGUAAGGUUUUGAACAAGAGGUUUUUGUUCUGCUUUUGCUCUAUUUAGACAGGCACUUAGGUACUGAAAUGGUACUGUAUAAAAGUCAAUGUAGCACUAGUUCCCGUGCAUGCUGAUGUUUUACACUGUUUCUUCUCACUGUGAGUUUGUGGGUAAAAUUAGAAGCUGCUUGCAUUUCCUCUAAGGCCUUAAGAGAGCGGGACGCCCCAAACUUUCUUGAACCUUCAAACUGUUCACGACUCUUGUCAUAUGUACGCACAUACACACUCUGCUCUGUAGCAUAGCUGCAUUUUUCAUUUAACCGUCACCCAUGAAUACUUUCAACACUAUCGACUUGCUUCUAGUUUCUCUCACUCUCCCACUCUGUUUUGUUUCCAGAGCCCAAGAAGGUUCUCCACUGCACUGAAAUGCACUAAAUGUGGUUUAGAGAGCAGAUGUGCUGUGCAUUUAAAAAAUAAUAGUGUUUUUGUAAGUUUGCAUUUCGGGGGAUUUGCUUCGUUACGGCUCGAGUUACGUGGCGUCCUUAAACUGGUAAAUAUUUGGCUAAUUUGUGGUAGAUUAGACUAACGCUUGCCUUAAGGUAAAACUAAACAUGACAUGGGAGUUCCAACUUUUUUUUGUAAUCCCAUUCCAGGUUUGAUCACCUAGUGUAUAAUAUUUAUAUUUGUAGCAAUGUGUUUCUGGUUGUUUACGUCAUGUACACUUCAUGUAUAGGAUGAUGGUGGUGAGUUCACAGACAGGAUGAUGUCACUGAGAAAUCUGUCACAGAUAUGCUUACCAUGUCAUGUCAGAAACAUGACAGCUUUGGGAGAUAUGUUUAUGUCACAGAGGUGUUGACAUAAAGACAUCACAGAGAUACAGGGGUGUUGAUGUCAGAGGGACAUUGUGAGGUCAUAGAAGCGGCAGGUAUCCUAGCGGUUAAGAGCGUUGUGCCAGUAACUGAAAGGUCGCUGGUUCGAAUCCCCGAGUCGAUUAGGUGAAAAAUUGGUUGACGUGCCCUUUAGCAAGGCGCUUCACCCUAGUUGCUCUGGAUAAGAGCAUCUGCUAAAUGACUAAAAUGUCAAGUACAGUCAUCAGGGAUGUGCAGUGUUCUUGGGGACACUUAUACUACAGUACAAUCAAGACUCAAGUUCAGCUUUUAUUUAUUGUGUUAGAUCAAAAGAAAUCUCUGGUGCUCUGUAAACAUGACCCUAACCUUAACCCUCUGCGUUAUAAAGGAUACUUGGGACAGUUAACUGGAGUCCCAGUGAUUUCUGCUCCCAACUAGAUGAAUUCCAUUAUGAGGAGUAACCAAGAGCCAGUAACAUUUAGAAGCUAACAUUUGUGAUUCCCUCCACAUAUUGUUCCCACCACAUUUGUGAUCAAUACUAUUCUCUAGGUAUGUUGGUUUGUAAUGAAGUAUAAGUCUGUUUGAUGGGUCAAUCCCAUGAAGAAGAAUUUAUAUACUUUUUACAUGAUUAGAUUAGUUUUCAUCAUAUGGUGGUCAUACAUGUAAUUUGACUAAACCCCAUCCACAUUUUCACACAGGUAUAAAAUUGUAAUAUCUCAAACUGGAGCCGUAUCUAGCAGAGCAGACUACUGGGAGGAGCUGUAGGAGCAUAUAGGCUCAUGGCAUUUAUGGAAUGGAGUCAAAUGUGGUUUCCAUUUGUUUGAUGUGUUUAAAACCGUUUCAAUUAUACCAUUUCAGCCAUGACAUUGGACCUGUCCUCCUAUAGCCCCUCCCACCAGCCUCCUCUGAAUUCUACAGUUUACGUUCUCUAUUACUCUUUAACCUCUGUCAUUUUAUCAUGUCAUACUGCUCGUAAAUAAUCUUGUUUUUCCGACCAUUGUUGUAUAUCUUUAAUUGUAUUUUUAAAGAGAAAGUCUUGAUAAUAUUGACAGUACUGACUAGUCUCCCUGUGGCACUCUGUCACGGUGAAGAAAGAAAUGCAAUCUUAAUAAAGAAAUCCAUUCAGACCUGUUAA